UAAGUGGUUUUGAACGAAUGACUUUGCGCGCAGUUAUUAAUUGUUAUAAAUGGUUAUAAAUUGUGAAAAUACAGUGAAAAGUGCGUGUGUUUUACCUGUAAAACCUGAUAGAAAACGCAUCAACUCCGUUUCAAGCGUCGGUGCACAUAGGUGGCAUGCAAUAUGGCGUGGGACAGGGCUCCAGCAAGCGGCAGGCCAAGUACGCCGCCGCGCGUGCCGCUAUACAGAUCCUCAUACCAGAGAUGAGCCAGCACAUAGACUCCGCCGCAGAUGAAAAGGCUGACACGGACCUCACCGCGUUGCACCCUCACGUCCAAUCAUGGGGCUCUCUCCUUCGUCUUUAUGGCUCGAAGUCUGAAAAAAGCAGCAAGGAGAAGAAUCACGAAGAACUAGAAAUAACCCGCCUCCAAGGCAAAGCUCUUCACAGCCGGCCCAAUUACGCAGUGCUAGAGAAACUGCGGAACGAAAUGAGGAAACUGCGGGAGAGAGAUGAAUCCGUCGUCCCGAUAGGAAACUUAUUGUUUACAGAGGAUGUCCCACACACUCGGGAUCCAACUUGGACACCGUGGACCUCUAAAUGGUAAUCCUAAUCCCACCACACUAAUAUUAUAAAGG
Molecule: messenger RNA, 615 nt
Organism: Maniola jurtina (meadow brown)
Lineage: Eukaryota; Metazoa; Arthropoda; Insecta; Lepidoptera; Nymphalidae
Exons: 5
Coding region: 156-584 (142 amino acids)
Biological process (GO): primary miRNA processing
Cellular component (GO): microprocessor complex
Molecular function (GO): primary miRNA binding; double-stranded RNA binding; heme binding
Source: RefSeq, a predicted model, not a curated record